AUGCGACGGGCGACGUCCUUCCUGCUGCUCUCAGCCCUGGUUUCGACCGCUCGCGCAGCCGAGCCCAUGCGCUGCAUCGUGCAGCCCGCUCACGGCUCGGUGCUGGAGACGAGCUUCCUCGUGGGCUGCACGGGAGGAGAAGAGGAUGCCCCAUUGCGCGUCUACCUGCGUGACGAUGGCACUGCUAGUCCCUACCAGGGUCGCCUUGUGCACGUACUUCCGGGGCCUGGUGCGUACCGCGUAAAACUGCCGAUGGGCGACGCCGAUCAGGCUUACGCCAUGAGGCUGCACGUGCAUGGCGCCGAUUCGCCGCCCGCGAACGUCACCGUGACACCGCCGCACCACUGCGAACCACUCGCACAACUGGUGGCGACCCCUAGAGGCGACAUGCCCGUUGGCAGUUCCGUGCACCCGACGCUCUCUGUGGUGGCGGUAGCGGCGAGCUACGCGGCCGCCUGCGGACACUCACCGGACUCGACGUCGGCACUGCUUCUGCCGCUGCUCCAGAAGGCGAGGGUGCGCACGCCGCUGCAGCUGGAGCACGGCGCCGAAGCACUGCGCGCUCUGGGAUUCGCAAUCGCAGGCAAGUUGAAAGCACCGUUUACACGAAACGUGGCAGUGGUGGACCGCAACAUCUUUUAG
Molecule: messenger RNA, 642 nt
Organism: Dermacentor silvarum
Lineage: Eukaryota; Metazoa; Arthropoda; Arachnida; Ixodida; Ixodidae
Exons: 3
Coding region: 1-642 (213 amino acids)
Source: RefSeq, a predicted model, not a curated record